Molecule: messenger RNA, 977 nt
Organism: Cucurbita maxima (winter squash)
Lineage: Eukaryota; Viridiplantae; Streptophyta; Magnoliopsida; Cucurbitales; Cucurbitaceae
Product: transcription initiation factor TFIID subunit 9
Exons: 3
Coding region: 143-784 (213 amino acids)
Biological process (GO): DNA-templated transcription initiation; RNA polymerase II preinitiation complex assembly
Cellular component (GO): SAGA complex; transcription factor TFIID complex
Molecular function (GO): protein heterodimerization activity; transcription coactivator activity; RNA polymerase II general transcription initiation factor activity
Source: RefSeq, a predicted model, not a curated record
CCACGACUUCCAUGCGCUUAAUUUGGGGGAGAGGAGAGGAGACGAGACGAGAACGAAGAGCGACAUCUGGGCUUGGAAGCCGAUCUUUGAAGCUUUGAGUGAAACUCAAAUUACAAAAUUGUUAGGGCGAGGAAUCAAGACGAUGAGUCGUGGAGGUGGAGGUGGAGGUGGAGGUGGAUAUGACAACCAAAACACUAAUUUCUCGCCCGAAGCUCGAACUUCUCAACUGGGUGACAGGGGCGUUAAGGAAAUGUCUGAGGGAGACGAGGACCUGCCAAGGGAUGCAAGGAUUGUGAAAACACUUCUGAAAUCAAUGGGAGUCGAAGAUUAUGAACCACGAGUUAUUCACCAGUUUCUUGAGCUGUGGUAUCGGUACGUCGUUGACGUAUUGACAGAUGCGCAAGUAUACUCAGAGCAUGCUGGCAAGGCUGCUAUCGACUGCGAUGAUGUGAAGCUUGCUAUCCAGUCCAAAGUUAAUUUCAGCUUCUCUCAACCUCCUCCAAGAGAGGUUCUUCUAGAGUUGGCCAGAAACAGGAAUAAAAUUCCAUUGCCAAGGUCAAUUGGCGGGCCUGGUAUUGCGCUCCCACCCGAUAUAGAUACAUUGCUCAGUCCCAACUAUCAACUGGCAAUCCCGAAGAAGCGACCAGUCGAAGCCAUGGAGGAAACAGAGGAGGACGAAGGUGUUGACACAGUUCCGUCCCAAGAACUGAGCACAGAAGUACCUCAACAACAUACCCCACAGAGGGUAUCUUUCCCCUUGUCUAAACGUCCAAAAAUAACAUAGCUGUUUUUCCUUCUUGUCUCGCUUUCCUCUACUUCCCCAAUUAAAAGGGUCUUUGAAAUUUCAUAUAGAUUCACUCAAAGUUGGGGGAGGUAUUGUUGGAUGUUAACAAUCUAUUGUAUAAUAUUGUGUUUAAGAAUGAACUCCAAACAAGAAUGCUUCAAUUUUGAUUAUGAACUUUGUUGAAUUUCAGUUA